CGAAAAAUGGCGGCGGCUGCCGACGAUCAGGUGAAGCCGCCAAAGUAUGAUGCUCUGUUUGGCGAGAAUGAGGAUGCAGCAGUAUAUGAACCAUUGACAUUCUGUCCACUAAACAUACCCCCCCACCAGUCUCCUCCAGCCUAUGACGUGUCAGAACAACAGGCCCUGGUAGAUCGGCUUGUUCACCAAACUGCAGAGAGGAACACUGAUUCUGAUGUUGCUGUUGUUUGCCUACCUCCGCCUUACGAGCCGCCACUUAGAGAUUCUCCCCCGUCAUACGACUCGCUGUUCGGGCGAGUUAUUGCAGCCCACAACCACAGCAGCAGCCGAAUCGACUUCCUUAAAAAGUUCUAUGAACUUCUGAGGGAAACAUUGGGAUGUACCCUCUUUCUAGGAAUCAUCAUGGCAGUUCCGGUCACAAUGAUUGUCAUGGGGUGCAUGCAUCUGUUCGACUGUCCGGCGGAGCAGUACAUACCACUGUACCUCCUGGUGGGGGGCAUCGCCAUAUCAGCCAAGAUCAUCAAGGCCUUCCUAGAGAUGUACACAUGCAAGGACUGUCCCUUGUUCCAGCAUGGCCGGGGCAAAGAUGCACUGGAGGUGCUACUUGUCUUCUUCAUUGUGGGAUGGUUUAUAGCUGGGAACAUGUGGAUAUAUCGAACACAAGGCCGGUUUGACAGUAGGAAUCCCAAGUCCCCAAACUACUGUUCUCCGUACGUGUUCUACUUCGCCUUCUGGCUGACAACGUCAGUGUAUAUACUGUUUGCUCUGUUUCUAUGCUGUAUGUAUGGCAUCUCAGCACUGGGGAGCAAGUCUACGUAGGGGCAGCUCUCCGUAUAGUCCAGUGAAUAUUAAACUUUAUCAUUUGUUUAUUAAAUUAUUACUGGUAAUAUUGUAAUAUACGAUGGAUCUCAGAACACUGAUAAGAAUAUAUUGUAUACUGGGUGAAAUAUUAUUUGGGGAGGAGUUUUAUUAAGAUGCAGACAGCUGUAAAGGAUUAUUAUCUCAUUGGGUGUAAUUUCUUUAACAUGUCUAAUGCUGUAGAGGUUUACAGAACUAUCAGACCAUUGUGAUACUUUGUCCCACGGUAUGAGCAUAUCAUGCGACCAUUAUUGAUACAUAAUAAUACAUGUUUAUAUUGCAUUGCAUAUUGUCAUGAUGGUAUGAAAAUGUAAAAUUAAAAAAUACUAUUUUCUGACAGUAUGUACAAGGUUAUUGUUAGUAUAAAUUAAGUGAGUCAUUUCUUUUUACAUGGAAUAUGGCUCCUAAUGAAACAGUGUCAAAUAUCCAUGAAUCACAUCACAAGCUUAUAUCCAGAUAUGUAUCAUAUCACUACAUAGUGUAUCAUUAUUGCCCACAUUUAACACUUAAACCCUAGGGGUGAAACAAUACACUAAUGCAUCAUGAGUUUUCACGCCUCGAUAGGACGAUACCAUACACUUGCAAAAAAAAUAUUUACUACUGCCUCCAUUUUUUGUCAAUGAAAUAUCGCAAUAUGUAUUGUAAUUAGUGUUUCAAGUUCACUGCUAAAAAUAGCCAUUACGACCAUGUGUACAGCUAGAUUUCUUUUGAAUCAUGCUCUGAAAUAUUUACUGUCAAGUGGUUUUGACAUGAAUAUGUAUUGCGAUACGUAUCGUGGGCCAUGUAACGAAAUGCGAAUCGUUUAACCCUGACCUAACCCAUGACAUGAUGGCAGCAACAAAAACUAGUCCUUAUUAUGAUAACAUAUAGGAAAACCCUUAAUUUCUACCAGUCUUUAUGAUACCUUAAGUAUUGGUCAGUUUGGCAAGGACUAUAGGACCAGUGCCAAUUUCUAACGCUGGAUGUUCAGCCUUGACUAUUUCAACAUCUACAUCCAGUUCUCCAAGCAUGCUAAGACUGUGAGAACGCUAUUCAUGAAUGUUUGUUGUGUACCACCUAUCCUCGAUAUGGCCAGACCAAUUGUCUUAUCUUGUACAGGUUUUUAUUGUCAAUAUGCCGAAAAGCUGGAUGCAGAAUAAUUGAAUGAGGUUUAGAUCCUUAAAAAAUGUAUUUAACGAAACUACAACAAACAUGACAAAAAUAUGUUCACAAACAGCAUUGUUAGUGUCUAUAUGUAGGGAAGGUUUGUAAAAACAGUCUGAUUUAGACAUUGAAAUUAAUUUUGUGUGUGUCAGUCUUACUUUUUCUUGUUUUGAUCAUAUUUGAUAGAAUUUCUGGUAAUGCCUGUGUAUGUCAUGGUAUAUCAGAACAGGGGCACGUUCCACGAAGCAAUCGUAGCUCUAAGAAGAUCGUAACUCAUGCUUUAGAAUAGACUUACGACAGUCAUAGUUCUAAGUUCGCUUUGUGGAACAGCACCCAGAUCUUUAUUUAUUUAUUUUUGUUACUUGUUCGUCUUAAAAUUUCAGCCUUCCUUCGACUCCAUGCACAUAGUAUGUCUGUAUCACUACAUCAUGUUUGCAGGGUUUGGAAAAUAGUAUUUCACACAAAUAUAUCCAAAAAUGAUUUUUCUGACUUUCCCCGAUUUCCUUCUGAGCUGCUGACCUCCCUGCUGAAAAACCCAAUAGAAGACAUUGAGAUAAGAUCACAACAGUUAUAGCCGUGAAUUGUGUAAUUAUAGUUAUCUGCCCUUAUUAUACACUUACCAAGUUCCUCACUGUGAUAUCCUGUUCGUGGAGCUCUCUAUACUAUCGCUGCCACCAGUCAAAGCUCUACACUGUGAUGGGUGGCUACAAGUUGCCAUGCAUGGAGUUCAACUCGCAGCUAACUGGCCGUUAUGUUUACAAACAAGUGAUGAUUGCCGUGAUGCUGAAUACACUGGUGGCAGUGAUGUUACCAAGAAUGUAACGAAGGUGUCACACGCCGGGAACGAGCUUUAACACUUUUCAACAAUGUUUUUUCGCCCAUGUUUCACAAUGUUUUGAAAUGGUGGGAAUAAUAUCUAUGUGUAAGUGUAAGUUGGAAUCUGAUGAGUUUUGAGAUUAGAGAAUUAGUGAUAACAAACUGUAUCACAGUAUGAUAUUGUCAUCAAAUAUUGCCAAAUAUUUGACAUAUUGGAAAUUAUGUAAUAUCAAAUGCUGCCACAUUGAGACAUUGGUUUUUCAUGAUGAAGCUAGAUGUGUAUGUAUGUUUUCUUUUACUGUAUAUUGUUUUUAGAUGAUUUAUGUUUUUGUAUUUGUAUGUUGUGAUAUUGAAUGUAAUUCCGGGUUUAUUCUUGUUACUCUGGUAUUGUUCCCUUUUCCUAAUGAAACAAGUAUACAGGCGGGGUUUGUUUAAAGCUGUCGUAAGAGGGGAUCGGGUGGUCAGGGUCGCUGACUUGGUUGAUACAUGUCAUGAUAGUCCAAUUGUGUCAAUCACUGGAUUGUCUGGUCCAGACUUGAUUAUUUACAGGUCGUCAGAUAGCUGGAAUAUUGUUGAGUGAGGCGUAAAACAAUUAACAUACGAACAAACAAAUAAAGCUUGUGCUACCCAGGUCAAGCUCAUCCAAGGUCACCCUUCAUAUUAACCUAUGCCAGUUUUGGAUGUGGACACUAUCCAGAAAUUGUCAGAAAUCCUAAAAACCACUAUAUGGAAAGUUACUGGUUGUGUAGGAUCUCUAGUCGUAGUUGCCCCAAAGUGUUGAAUAAUGCAAUUUAAUGUAUGUAGGAAACAAUAUACAAUGCAGGUUUGUUUAGGUUGGAGAUUGUGUUUAUUGUUUCCUCUCCAAUGAGAGAUAUGUUAUAAGCUUGUGCCCCCAAACCCAACACAACCCACAAUAGACACUACACCAUUUAAUUCAUUUCCAACGGUCUGAAACAAAAGUAACUACUGGUAGACCAGAGCCAAUGAACCAGCAUUAGUGUCCUGAAUCCAUAAAUGUUGCAUAGCAGUAAUCUACACAGGACCACCUAUGAACUUUAUUGUGAACCCUUGUUUGUAUGGAGUUGUUACCUUUGAACUCCAUGGUUUUCUGUAUAUACCACUUUCGUGACCAACUCGUGUUAUUCCGGGACAAGCCGAAUAGCCCCUCAUGCACCUCUUGUGGCCAUUUUUGUGACUGGGUUCCGUCUAAGCGCAAACGGGCAUAGUUAAAAGAAUUGUCAACUUGUUGCAUAAUGAUUCACAUAUAUAUGUCAUAUAUAUUCCAGAAGCUUUUUAAAACACAUCAGGACUUACGAUAUUAAUACAGUAUGAUUGAACACAUUUAACUGUAUCGAGGGUAUAUUUUUAGAACCAAGAAUUGUAAAUAAAAAAUUAUACCUGAGGGAGUCAUACACGCAUUCUGAUUGGUUUGUCAUAUUUUCAGACAUAAGAGUCUUCAUGCAGGUUGAAGGAAGGUGCGAGUGGUGACGAAUGAAAAAUUCGAAAAUACCACUGAACAAAAAAACUAGUGUAACAUUCCAUCCAUCCUUUUAUCAGUCGGAAAUGUUAAUCAGUAAGCAUGUUGAUAACAAAAUUCAUGUCCCAUAUUGAAAGUCCAGAUUAUGAUACUGGCCUGAUUAGGACAAGAAUGAAUUAACUGUUUGAUUGGCUUCCUAGAAGUUGGUGAGUAAAUAAGAAAACAUACAACUGAUGUAGACUAAUACACUCUUAUCCAGAUUGAUAACGGUGUAAGAAAUGUCGCUGAAUGCAAUUAUCCAGAAGUUGUAAUCCAUAAAGUUGUGUGUUUUGUUGUCAAGAAUGAAUUGGACCUUGUCGUAAGAGGCAACUAAUGGGAUCGGGUGGUCAGGCUCACUGACUUGUUUGAUGCGUGUCAUCGUAUCCCAAUUGCAUGGAUCAAUGCUCAUAACGUCAAUCACUGGAUUGUCUGGUCCAGAUUUGAUUAUUUACAGACCGCCGUUGUAUAGGUGGAAUAUUGCUGAGUGCGGCGUUGAACAAACAAACAAACAAACAAACAAACAAGAAUGAAUUGAUCAUAAAGUUACAAGGAAACUUUAAUGAGAUGCAUCAACAUGGCAGCGAACUUUGUUGGUGAAAUACAAUUUACGAUAAAAUAAUUUUCCUAAAAUAUUUUGUCAUCACUGGCAUGUUUGAAACACUAUGAACAAUUUUGGUUUCUUGUCAUUCUGUUUUGCAUCUUACACAAUGUUUUUGACUACAAUGCGAUUACCUCCCUUACAUACUGAAUUUGAUAAACAAUGUCUUGUUCAGGCCAACACUAGGUCAAGACACAUUCUGCUUGUGAUUGUGAUGGCGCUGUCUCCCUCAUUCUUGCAGUAAAGUUUCUGACAAUGUUCAAUCUCAUUAAAAUCAGAUCUUAGUUCUCGCUAUCGCUAAACAAAGAUCUGAGGACAUCCCAUUACGGGUCACGUCAGACCGACCUUGCGCGAAUUUUGAC
This is a messenger RNA of Haliotis rufescens (red abalone), 5293 nucleotides long. RefSeq lists its product as uncharacterized. The coding region runs from base 7 to 819 and encodes 270 amino acids. The transcript is spliced from 6 exons. NCBI's taxonomy places the organism in Eukaryota, Metazoa, Mollusca, Gastropoda, Lepetellida, Haliotidae. The record is from RefSeq and is a predicted model, not a curated record.